Molecule: messenger RNA, 639 nt
Organism: Egretta garzetta (little egret)
Lineage: Eukaryota; Metazoa; Chordata; Aves; Pelecaniformes; Ardeidae
Gene: CREB3L4
Product: cAMP responsive element binding protein 3 like 4
Exons: 5
Coding region: 1-639 (212 amino acids)
Biological process (GO): regulation of transcription by RNA polymerase II
Cellular component (GO): nucleus
Molecular function (GO): RNA polymerase II cis-regulatory region sequence-specific DNA binding; DNA-binding transcription factor activity, RNA polymerase II-specific
Source: RefSeq, a predicted model, not a curated record
AUGGAGCCGGAGGUGCCGGAAUUCCUGGAUGCUCUCCUGGAGCCGCGGGAUGGGCUCUUCCCCCAUUCCCCCUUCUCCGGUUCGGUCCCGUCUCCCACCGGCAGCUCCGAGUUAGCCUUCGAGGGCCAGAGGCUCCCCGAGGACGGGGUGAGUGGGGCAGCCGCAUGCUCAGCCCAGAACCAGGAGCUACGGAAGAAAGUUGAGGAGCUGGAGAAGUGCAAUGGGUCCCUGCUGCGGCAGCUGCAGACGCUGAUCAAGCAGACGUCCAACAAGGCCGCCCAGACCAGCACCUGCGUCCUGAUCCUGCUCCUCUCCCUGGGACUCAUCCUAUUCCCCAGCUACAGCCCCUUCCGCUGGGGCCUGGGGGGCAGCCGGGACGGUGACAGACCCACCGGAGUGAUUUCCAGGAACAUCCUGACCCAGGGGGAGCUGCUGGGACCAGCUGGAGAAGCCCCAUUCCCUGUGCCAGCGUGGCUUUGGGUGGAAGAGCCAGGACCUGCGGCUGCCAUGGAAGAUGGAGCUGAGGGGGGGCAUGAACGGGGGGGGGGGCCCCCCCGCCAGCAGGGAGCUGGGCACCAAUUCCUCAGGCCGAGCCCCCCCAGGGGAUGCAGGGACAGCAAAACAGGGACACGGGGAUGA